AUGGACGGAAGAUCUCGUGAUCAACAAGAAUCAUUGGAAUUACAUGAGAUUGCGACUCAUGAAGACAAUGACACCGAUCCUUCACCUUCUUCUAUAUCGACAGACGAAUAUCGCGUCGAGGCGCGUCGGACACCGACCAUCACCAGGGCAGAAAGGGAUAGCAAUGGGAACCAGAACCAGAAACCUGGGCGUUGGCGACGUACAAAGAAGUUUUGGACACACAAUGUUGCUUUAGGCGUGCCCCAAAAGAGCAACCGGGAUCAUUUUGGUGAGUUUGCUUUCCGGGAAACAUCGGCGUUAACCCAGGGGGACUGGAUACUAAGUAACUCCUUAAAGCCCUGGAGAGGACUUUCCUUGGCUACGUUCGAACCUCUGUCAUGCUCUCAAUGCAAGGGGCUACUAUCGCACAACUCUUUCGUCUUCAACGCCGAUCGGCUCACUCGUCAUCCCGACUCGGUUUCUACAGCAUCGGUGUCCCCCUCGCUUGCGUGUAUUACGCGGUCGCCAUGUUGGUCACACUUCUCGGAGCUUGCCGCUUCUGGAGACAGCAGAAUGCUAUAG
Monascus purpureus is the source of this 561-nucleotide messenger RNA. The record is from the annotation of a GenBank genome assembly. NCBI's taxonomy places the organism in Eukaryota, Fungi, Ascomycota, Eurotiomycetes, Eurotiales, Aspergillaceae.